AUGGCCGGGAACACUCAGGCUAUCGCCCAGCUCCUGCAGCAGAGUCUGGAUCCUCGUCACUCUAAGGAUGCCGAGGCCGCCAUCAAGCAGCAAGAGGGCACACAAGGCUUCUCGAUUGCCCUCCUCCAGAUCGUCGCCGACACCUCCAUACCCCAGACCUCGAGACUCGCCGCCGCCCUCUACUUCAAGAACUUCGUCCGGCGCAACUGGACCGAUGUGGAAGGCAACUACAAGCUGCCGGCGGAGGAGGUCGCCACGGUCAAGCAGGAGCUCAUUGGCCUCAUGAUCUCCCAGCCGCCGUCGAUACAGCCCCAGCUCGGAGAAGCCAUCAGCACGAUUGCUGAAAGCGAUUUCUACGAGCGGUGGGAGAGCCUUGUUGACGAUCUUGUGUCGCGCUUGACUGCCGACAACCCCGUCACCAACAACGGCGUGCUGCAGGUCGCACACUCCGUUUUCAAGCGCUGGAGGCCACUUUUCAGAUCAGAUGAUCUCUUCACUGAAAUCAACUUCGUGCUGGGCAAAUUUGCCGAUCCUUUCCUCCAGCUCUUCCAGAAUACCGAUGCGCAAAUCACCGCCAACGAAGGCAACAAGCCGGUUCUGCAGAGCUACUUCACUUCCCUUAACCUCAUCCUCAAGCUCGCCGUCGACCUCUCUUGCCAAGACCUGCCUCCGCAGUUUGACGAGAACCUCAAGGGCCUGAGCGCUUUGCUCCACAAGUAUCUUACCUACGACAACCCUGCACUACACACCGACGACGAUACGGAGGCCGGCCCUCUCGAAUUCGUCAAGGCUGGCAUCUUUGAGGUCUUGAUCCUCUACACACAGAAGUAUGAGGAUGAAUUUGGACAGUACCUGGGAAGCUUUAUCGAGAGCUCCUGGAACCUCUUGACCAACAUUGGCCAAGAGACAAAGUACGACAUUCUUGUCAGUAAGGCGUUGCAGUUCCUGACCUCGGUCACGUCGAACAAUGCCCACGCUCAACUCUUCAACAACGAGGCUACCCUCAACCAAGUCGUUGAGAAGGUCAUCCUGCCCAACCUGUCUCUUCGCGAAUCAGACGUUGAGAUGUUCGAGGACGAGCCCAUUGAAUUCAUUCGCAGGGAUCUGGAGGGCUCGGACAGCGACACUCGGAGACGUGCUGCGACCGACUUCCUACGCCAAUUGAUGACACAGUUCGAGGGUCUGGUUACCGGCGUGGUGAACCAGUACAUUGACAGGUACCUCCAACACUAUGCGCAGAACAAAGCGGAGAACUGGAAGUCCAAGGACACGGCCGUCUAUCUCUUCUGCUCCAUCGCUGCUAAAGGAACAUCCACGGCCCAGUUUGGUGUAAAGACUGUCAACAGCCACGUCAACAUUCUGGAUUUCUUCCAAAGGAACAUUGCUGAAGACCUCACUGCUGAUAGUGUUGAACCGAUCCUUAAGGUCGACGCAAUCAAGUACGUCUACCUCUUCCGCAGUCAGCUUACCCCGGAGUAUUGGCAAGCCGCUUUCCCCCUCCUCGUCAGACACCUCGGCGUCUCCAACUUUGUCAUUUACUCUUACGCUGCUAUUGCGGUCGAGCGUGCGUUGUACCUCACCAACGACAGUCGGCAACCUGUCAUUCCGAGGGACACUGUCGCACCCUUGGCAAAGGAUUUGCUCGUACACCUUUUCGGUCUGAUUCAAAAGGAGUCGGCUCCGGAGAAGAUUCAGGAGAACGAGUUCUUGAUGAAGUGCGUAAUGAGAGUGCUCAUCGUCAUCAAGGAUGGCGUUCUGCCUAUCACAGACACGGUGCUCAAGAACUUCAUCAACAUCACCAUGGUCAUUCGCCACAACCCCAGCAACCCUCGCUUCUACUACUACCACUUCGAGGGUAUCGGGGCACUCAUCAGGGGAGCAGCGCCUUCGGAGCCCCAGAAGCUGGAGACGGCCCUUUACGAACCUUUCUCGACGGUUCUUCGUACUGAGGUCGAAGAAUUCACGCCCUACGUCUUCCAGCUUUUCGCAGCUCUGCUUGAGGCAAACCCGUCGGGCGUGCUCCCUGAGUACUACAAGUCGCUGAUCCCCCCGCUCUUGAUGCCCGUUGUAUGGGAGAACAAGGGUAACAUUCCGGCUUUGGUCCGCCUGCUGUCCGCCAUGGUCGGCCGUGACCCCGCCAGCAUCGUUCAGAACAACCAACUUGAGCCCAUGCUUGGUAUCUUCCAGAAGCUCGUGUCCACCAAGACGAACGAGGCCCAUGGCUUCGAUUUGCUGGAGGCGAUUGUCGCUGCAGUUCCGGCGGACAACUUGAAGCAGUACUUUGUGCCUAUGCUCACGAUUAUGCUUACACGGUUGUCCGGCUCGAAGACCGAGACUUUUGCCUCUCGCUUUGUGCGUUUCUACCACUUCGUUGCUGCGCGUGACGACAAGGGUUUGGGCUCGGAUUUCUUCAUCAGCGCCGCCGACAACGUUCAACAGGACGUGUUCCGCCCGAUCUACCCUCAAAUAAUCCUGCCCGACACCCAAAAACUCACGCGGCCCUUCGACCGCAAGACGGCCGUCGUCUCCCUCACCAAGACGCUCACCGACGGCCAGGCCUUCAUCGAGCGCUACAAGAAGGGAUGGCCUCUGACUUGCGAGGCCCUCCUGAAGCUCCUCAUCAACCCGCCCGUCGCGCCCAGGAGCGACGACAUCAUGCCCGAACAGGACGUCGACGACCUGGGCUUCGGCGUCGGCUUCACGCAGCUGAACACGUGCCGCAAGGCCGCCGUGGACCCCUUUCCCGAGAUCACCGACGUCAAGCGGUGGGUCGGCGAGUACCUGCGGCAGGCCGACCAGCGGAACGGCGGCAGGUUGAGCGCCUUCGUGCAGGAGAGGCUGAGCGACGAGGCCAAGCAGGCGUUGGUGGCGACGAUGCAGGGUUAG
Diplodia corticola is the source of this 2886-nucleotide messenger RNA. Its product is annotated as chromosome segregation protein. The transcript is spliced from 6 exons. Gene Ontology annotation, biological process: protein import into nucleus; protein export from nucleus. Gene Ontology annotation, cellular component: cytosol; nuclear envelope. Gene Ontology annotation, molecular function: small GTPase binding; nuclear export signal receptor activity. NCBI's taxonomy places the organism in Eukaryota, Fungi, Ascomycota, Dothideomycetes, Botryosphaeriales, Botryosphaeriaceae. The record is from RefSeq and is a predicted model, not a curated record. The coding region runs from base 1 to 2886 and encodes 961 amino acids.